AUGCAAUCCCUUCGUAUGCUGGGUCGCAUUGCGCCCAGGGCACCGUUCCGGCCCUUGUCGUCCAGAUGCUAUUCUGCCGUCUCGAAGAGUUACCUGCGCCCAUCGCUACAAGCCUUCAAGAAGUCAUCAUAUCCCGCAUUCUCUACGUCGAUAGCAAAAAGAGAACCUGCAGGCGACGGUGAUCAACUCCUGGCUACUAAACUGGAGAGCGAGCGCGCUCUUGAGGUUGACAGCACUGACCCGGCCAACGCCAAUCCAGAGCUGGAGAAGUUCCGAUCAAGUGGCGUGUGGGAAGUGAUUGAUCAUCCCGGCACUCACGAGAUCACGCUGCAGAGAUCAUUUGGCGACAAUGAGACAAUCAAAGUUGAGAUGUCGAUCACCGACAUGACAGACAUGGCUGAAGACGAAUGGGACCAAGACAUGGACGACGAUGCCGCGCUCGCAGACGAGGGUUUCGAGCAACCCAAGCGCACCAUCAACCAGUCGGGCGCCAGCGGACGCCCCGUCGAUGUCGUCUCCGAAGAUCAAGUCGCACCUGCAGACCGCGACGGUGAAUUUGCGGAUGGCGACGCGACCCCUUCGUACCCCAUCAACAUCGACAUCACGGUCACUAAGCCUGGCAACCAGAAGAUCGAGAUUCGAGCUGCCGUUCAAGACGGCGCCGUUCAGACCCACGAGAUUCAGUAUCUCCCAGCCGAGCCCGCGGGCGAUGAUAACACUACACCUUAUGCUGGCCCACCUUUCAACAACCUUGACGGUGAUCUCCAGGUCAUGUUUGAGCAGUACCUCGAGGAGCGCGGUGUCAACGAGGAGCUGGCGCAGAUCCUGCCCAUCCUCAUUGAAGCCAAAGAGCAGCGCGAAUAUGUUGACUGGCUAAGCAGUAAGUCUUGCCUGCCCGGUUCCAAUGCUCGAGUUUGCUAA
Messenger RNA from Cyphellophora europaea CBS 101466, 921 nucleotides. RefSeq lists its product as uncharacterized. NCBI's taxonomy places the organism in Eukaryota, Fungi, Ascomycota, Eurotiomycetes, Chaetothyriales, Cyphellophoraceae. The coding region runs from base 1 to 921 and encodes 306 amino acids. The transcript has 3 exons. Gene Ontology annotation, cellular component: mitochondrial matrix. Gene Ontology annotation, biological process: cytosolic ribosome assembly. The record is from RefSeq and is a predicted model, not a curated record.